GUGCCGCCAAUGUCGAACGCAGGUAGCACCGCACCAAGACCAAGGGCGCAGGCCCACUCGUCUUGGUUUGCGUGGCGUGCUCGUUUUGAAUCUCCGUGUGGGUGCAGCAGGUUUGGAGGUGCUGGAAGUCUGCAGUGCCAGUGCACACACGAUCCGCGUCCCGGAUCGCUUAACUCGGGGCUCGCACGAGGCGAGGAACGAGGGUUGGUACAUGAUGCCCCUAGGCACUGCUGGACAGGACUCAGACAUCGAACGGCAGGCUAACAUGACAUGUGACAUCAAUCCACGCGUGCGCGGUCUUCUUCAGGAUGCUUGCGAGUUCGGAUUACUGGGGUCUCGCGCGAACCAGGAGGUCCUGGACCUCUGCGCUUCGGAGCUGCUGGAAGCCUUCGGCCUCGGAAGCGAUCCGAGUGAAGAGAUGGACUCGGAGCAGCAAACCCCCACCUGCUUUGGUAUCAUGCGUGGCCUGGGCUCCCAAUUUGGCUACGCCAACAACACCCGCCGGGUCUGUUGGGAGACUCCAAACAUAAAUUUGACUUCGGUGAGCUGCGAGGUGUUGAACAGCAUUGCUUGGGAACUCAUGGUGCUCGCCUUGCGGCACCUGGCUCUCUGCAGUGGCUUGUUCGGGGAUGUGACGGAAGGGACUCACGAGGCCAUGGCGGAUGAGGUUCUCCAGCUUGCGGAGGCCCUCCUCUCGAAGGAGCUGGAGCUGCAAGACGCUGCACCUACAGGUUUGCUGAUGGGUGACAAGCUGAGGCACCUCCGUGCGGACUUGGUACAGCCUCUUCAAACACAGGGCCACACACGUCAAGUCGUGUCCAGAUUGCUGGCCUUCAGCCGCAAAGCUUUUGAACACUCCAACUGGAUGGUCUGGCGGGACACUCACUUCCUCUGGCUUCAAGAUUCUCUUCGCGAGGGCCGCGUGGUCCACACCGCCUGGGGACCGUCUGAACGCUGGGAGGAACUGGGUGCCAACGACGCACAUGCUGCGCACUCCCUCCUUGGAGGUAUGUCAAGGGCGCCAGCGUAUGGAUUCGUGAACGAGGGCAGCCAGCGUCAGGACAUCCUGCAGAAUCUGCUGAACAAACUUCACCAAAGCCGUGGAGGUGAGCAGAUCCAUGUUGUCGAGAUUGGUGUCUUCAAAGGAAGUUUGUCCAAGUUUCUGCUGGAGAAGCUUCCGUUUGUGACUCUGCUCGGCAUUGACCCGUACGUUGGGACGGAUGGAACGUUUCCUGGAGACUUCUCAGAGACGAUGGAUCCAGACUUUGCUCUUUCACAGGCCGCUGCCAUCUACGAGAACUUCAAAGAUCGAGCCCAACUUCUGCCGGUCACAUCCGAUGUAGCAGCCAGGAGCAUUCCUGACGGCAGCAUAGAUGCCAUCUUUGUGGACGGCUGCCAUCUCUAUGAGUGCGUCGACUCGGACCUGCACAUCUGGCUACCAAAGCUAUCUGGUGCAGGAGCACUCGUUGCUGGACAUGACUUUUCACCGCAGUGGCCAGGAGUUGUUCGUGCCGUGCAUGAACACCGACGGGACGGACAUCGGGUGUUUCUCGGAAUGGACUGGACGUUCUGGUGGCAGCCCAACUGCAAAGUGGUCCCGGGAGCACCGAAUGCGGAAUGGGCUCUGCGCCAAGAGCCUUUUUUUGCGAUCGAAGCGGGCCUGGCGCCUGGGUCCGAGGUUGACAUCUACAACCGACUCUAUCGAGAAAGAAUUAUUUUCAUUGGCAAGGAAAUCGAUGACAAGUUGGCAAAUGAGGUCAUUGGAGUUUUGCUGUAUUUGGAUUCCGAGGACAACAACAAGCCCAUAUACUUGUACAUCAAUAGCGCCGGCGGAUCUGUGAUUGCUGGCCUGUCCAUCUACGACACUAUGCAGCAUAUCAAGUCCCCUGUGAUUACAAUCAAUGUUGGCCUUGCAGCAUCCAUGGCCUCUUUCCUGCUCGCAGCGGGCGAGAAGGGCAAACGUAUUGCGCUGCCUCACAGUCGGAUCAUGAUCCACCAAGCGAUGGGUGGAGCACAAGGCCAAGCAGAGGACAUCAAGGUCGAAGCACAGCAGAUUCUGCAAAUUCACGAGAACAUCGUGAGGAUGUAUUCCCGUGUGACGGGCAAAGACCAGGAUACAAUCAGAGCAGACCUCAUGCGGGACAACUUCAUGUCGGCAGAACAGGCAAAGGACUACGGCCUCAUUGAUCAGGUGAUCCAGCUUUCGGAUGCCUCCGACCUGAAGGCUGUAGCGGAGAAAGUCUCCGAAGCCGGGGAAGCCCCGAAGGAAUCUGCGGCUCCGCCAUCCCCACCGCCCGAGGUCCCAGACAAGCCGGAGGAUGGGAAUGAGGACGAGGUGAAGACCCUCAUGUGA
This is a messenger RNA of Symbiodinium sp. CCMP2456, 2353 nucleotides long. The record is from the annotation of a GenBank genome assembly. NCBI's taxonomy places the organism in Eukaryota, Dinophyceae, Suessiales, Symbiodiniaceae.